Molecule: messenger RNA, 1187 nt
Organism: Anneissia japonica
Lineage: Eukaryota; Metazoa; Echinodermata; Crinoidea; Comatulida; Comatulidae
Product: inactive C-alpha-formylglycine-generating enzyme 2-like
Exons: 7
Cellular component (GO): endoplasmic reticulum
Source: RefSeq, a predicted model, not a curated record
UCUCUCCAUACAGACCCUGAGUAUGAUCAUUACGAAGAAAUGGUGGAUAUUGAGGGCGGUGAUUUUCUAUUAGGUUCUGCUGAUGCCGACCCUAAAGCAGGCGAAUCACCUCAGAAGAAGACACCAGUGAAACCAUUCAAAAUUAGCAAGUACCCAGUAACCAAUGCAGCAUUCAGAAAAUUUGUACGAGCAAAAAAGUUUAAAACGGAAGCUGAGGAUUUUAAAUGGAGUUUUGUAUUUGAUGCGUUUGUACCAGCAGAAAUAAAAAAUGAAAUUGAAGAACGUAUACCAAAUGUUCCAUGGUGGGUGCCUGUCCCAAAUGCAUACUGGAGACAGCCAGAAGGUAAAAAAUCGAGCAUUAGCGCACGACUCCACUACCCUGUAGUCCAUGUCAGUUACAAUGAUGCAAAGGCAUACUGUCAGUGGAGGGGAUGGAGGCUGCCGUCAGAGAAGGAAUGGGAAGUGGCAGCCCGAGGUGGGCUAGUGGGCAAGAAGUAUCCGUGGGGCAACCAGUUGGAAGAGGAUAGGAUGAAUAUAUGGCAGGGUGCAUUUCCUAAUGAAAAUGAUGAGGAAGAUGGUUACCAUGGAGUUGGUCCUGUCGAUGCAUUUCCAGCACAAAAUGAUUAUGGAAUGUUCGAUAUGGUUGGCAAUACCUGGGAAUGGACAUCAUCUACCUUUGGUCCAGCUCGAGGUGAAAAGCAGUUUGUUUUACGUGGAGGAUCCUAUCUUGAUACUAAAGAUGGCUCAUCCAAUCACCUUGUCCGUGUCACAACAAGAAUGGGUAAUACUGCAGAUUCCGGCUCAGACAACCUAAGUUUCCGAUGUGCUCAGUCAGUUGGUACCAAGCACACACAGACGCCACCAAAGGGUAAGAAAGCUGACAGUAUCGGUAAUAAGAAACGCCAAGAAGACGAUAAUCCUAAACCGCAACGCCAAACACGACCAAACCCAGCUGAUCUAAAUGCCGAAAAGUUUAAGAAAGGUAGUAAAAAGGCAGCGAAGGAAGAACUAUGACGACCGAGGUUUUUAAUAAAUUAAUUUAAGAUCAUUCCACAGAUUAUUCUAUAAGUACAGUACACUGAAUGCUUCAUGCAGUUUUAUACAGUAGUUGGCAACAGCGCCCUCCUCCCUUGCCCAUUUUUAUUAAUGUUUUGAUAAAUUAAAUUCACAUACAUAGAAAAAAAAAA